Lipotes vexillifer (Yangtze River dolphin) is the source of this 1116-nucleotide messenger RNA. RefSeq names its product sarcoglycan zeta (gene SGCZ). Gene Ontology annotation, cellular component: sarcolemma; sarcoglycan complex. The transcript is spliced from 8 exons. The record is from RefSeq and is a predicted model, not a curated record. Gene Ontology annotation, biological process: cardiac muscle tissue development; heart contraction. The coding region runs from base 104 to 1042 and encodes 312 amino acids. Lineage: Eukaryota; Metazoa; Chordata; Mammalia; Artiodactyla; Lipotidae.
GGCUUGGAGGAGGAUAAAGCUGAGUUUAGGCUGGAAACUAAAAGACUGAUUGUUUUUUGGUACAACUUGCCCUGUUCCUCUUCACUUCCUUUAGUUUCGCUUCAUGGACAGAUCAACAAACCUGGACAUUGAGGAACUCAAGAUGACACGAGAACAGUACAUACUAGCAACACAACAAAAUAAUCUGCCAAGGGCUGAGAAUGCACAACUUUACCCAGUGGGAAUUUAUGGAUGGCGAAAGAGGUGCUUAUACUUCUUUGUCCUUCUGCUGUUGGUUACCAUGAUAGUUAACUUAGCCAUGACAAUUUGGAUAUUGAAAGUGAUGAACUUCACCGUGGAUGGUAUGGGAAAUCUGAGAGUCACCAAGAAGGGAAUCCGACUUGAAGGUAUAUCUGAGUUUCUACUUCCAUUGUAUGUGAAAGAAAUUCAUUCCCGAAAGGAUAGUCCACUGGUCUUACAGUCUGACAGGAAUGUAACAGUGAAUGCAAGAAAUCACAUGGGGCAGUUAACUGGACAGCUGACAGUAGGAGCUGAUGCUGUGGAAGCUCAGUGUAAAAGAUUUGAAGUGAGAGCAAGUGAAGAUGGCAGGGUGCUGUUUUCUGCAGAUGAAGAUGGGAUUACCAUUGGGGCUGAAAAGCUGAAAGUUACAGGCACUGAAGGAGCAGUGUUCGGGCACUCUGUUGAAACACCUCACAUCAGAGCAGAACCUUCCCAAGACCUCAGGCUUGAAUCACCAACCAGGUCCUUGAUAAUGGAAGCUCCCCGGGGGGUCCAGGUGAGUGCCGCAGCUGGAGACUUCAAGGCUGCCUGCAGGAAGGAGCUCCAUUUGCAGUCCACAGAGGGGGAGAUAUUUUUGAAUGCGGAUACAAUCCGGCUGGGAAACCUGCCAACCGGCUCUCCUUCCUCUUCUUCACCCAGCCCCUCCCACUCUCGGCAGACAGUGCACGAACUGUGUGUCUGCCCCAACGGCAAACUGUACCUGUCUCCAGCUGGGGCCGGGUCUACCUGUCAGUCCAGUAGCAACAUCUGCUUGUGGAGCUGAACUGACUGAUUUCUCCUCACACCAGAAUAGCCUUUUGUUCCCGUGCGUCUCCUUCACAGUUCUGCUCCGUUUCC